AUGAUUUAUGAGCAGCGUGAAAGUAUGAGAGAGGAAGACGAAUUUUGCAAACGAAAUCAGAGGCACCUGACAGCGUGUGUGGGCUGUGUGAAUCAACUUGGAGGUGUCUUUGUGAAUGGUCGCCCCUUGCCCACCUGUAAGCGGAAGAAGAUCAUAGAGAUGGCAGUUGGUGGCAUCAGGGCAUGUGACAUCUCCAGGAUUUUACAGGUCUCUAAUGGCUGUGUGAGUAAGAUUCUGGGCCGAUACUACCAAACAGGCUCUUUUGGUCCAAAAGCAAUUGGUGGGAGUAAACCACGACUGUCAACCCCAGAGGUGGUGGCUAAGAUUGCUCACUUUAAAUGGAAUAAUCCAUCAAUGUUUGCCCGGGAAAUCCGUGGGAGGUUAUUGUCAGAAGGAAUCUGCACCAAGGACACAAUUCCUAGUGUUUCUUCUAUUAAUCGAGUCUUGCGGAACCUGCAGUCUGACCUGCAAAUCUCUACAUCUGAGGUCACAACAAGGAACCAAUGGACAGGAGAUUUUGGAGAGCAGGAAACGGGUGAAACUUUGAACAUCUUGUCAUCUGAUUUUGUUGAGGAUGUUCAGCCAAACUGUCAGCAAAGGAACCGAACCGUUUUCACACAAAGGCAGGCUGAGGAGUUAGAGAAAGAAUUCAGAAGAACGCAAUAUCCAGAUGUGCUUGUACGAGAAAAAUUAGCUUCAAAAACAUCUCUUCCAGAGGCUAGAAUCCGGAUAGCACCUCUGGCAGUGAUUUCAUUUUGUGCUGAGUAUGAUUACCUGGGUUAUGUGCCCAAGUCUCAGGAUGUGGUGUUGUACCCAUAA
Messenger RNA from Rhincodon typus (whale shark), 819 nucleotides. RefSeq names its product paired box protein Pax-6-like. Gene Ontology annotation, molecular function: DNA-binding transcription factor activity, RNA polymerase II-specific; RNA polymerase II cis-regulatory region sequence-specific DNA binding. NCBI's taxonomy places the organism in Eukaryota, Metazoa, Chordata, Chondrichthyes, Orectolobiformes, Rhincodontidae. The transcript has 7 exons. The record is from RefSeq and is a predicted model, not a curated record. The coding region runs from base 1 to 819 and encodes 272 amino acids. Gene Ontology annotation, biological process: anatomical structure development; regulation of transcription by RNA polymerase II.